Molecule: messenger RNA, 582 nt
Organism: Drosophila rhopaloa
Lineage: Eukaryota; Metazoa; Arthropoda; Insecta; Diptera; Drosophilidae
Exons: 3
Coding region: 1-582 (193 amino acids)
Molecular function (GO): zinc ion binding
Source: RefSeq, a predicted model, not a curated record
AUGGCCGACAAUAAGCACCAAAUGCUCUACCAAGGUCAGGAUCCUGGCCAGGAUCUGCAGGCACAGCGACCUUUGUCCCUGACGCCCUCGGAACCGCCCACAUACGACGAUGCCAUGGCAGUGCCCUCCAUUCUGACCAACUUGGGCUACUCCGCCGAUCGUCGGAGAACCUUCUUCCCGGAACCGCAACAGCUGAGGCUUUGUCUGGAGGAGGUGCCCUAUGUGGAGGAUGGCUAUGAGAUGCCACAAUUGGAGGAUUCCCCAGGAGAAGAGGAGAUCAGUAGGGUGAUGACAUCGCCUCAGGUGCGACAUUUCUUCGCCCUAGCCCCUCAACCCAAAUUGGGCUCCCAGGCGGUGGACAUCGUGUGCCCAGCUUGUGGUGAACGGGGAACGACUCGCUUGAGGAGGUCACCACAUGCUCGUACCAACAUCUGGGCCCUCUGGCUAUGCACUUUUGGUUGGUGCUGCUGUGCCUGCUUUUGUCCAUAUUUUUGGAAUGGCUGCCGGUCGACGAAUCAUUACUGCUCCGCCUGCGAGAUCUUCCUGGGCGCACAAUAUCCUGCGGGCGGAUGGCGGCGGUAG